GGUGAAGGACGACGGGACAGUCUAGUACCUUUCUUCUCUGUCCGAUCAUGAAGGACUGAGAAAUUGUGGGAUCCAUGAGACUGCGCGUUACGUCGAUGAAGUUAUUUGGAUUUUUGUUUCUAUUCGUAAUCUUUUUGCCGUCAUCAAGUGGCGGAUGUCUCGGUUUGUCGUAGUGGCUGAACAUCUUUUGUCGUGUCAGUUCUGUCGAGGUGUGUUUGUCUCUCGUCUAGUUCUUUUGUCUUUUCUCGAGUAAUUUUCUGUCCGCCAUUCCAUACACGAUUAACCUCGUCGCCGCCUUCUUCCCUCAUCGUGCUCACGUUUCAAAAUCUUCAGCUGUUCUUCUGUUACAACUUCUUUGGAUAAGCAUUCCGGUAAAGGUCGUGUAAGUUAUCUUCCUGGUUCCCCCUGCUUUUCCGCGCGUGUCCCUAUGGGUAUGACGGCGUUUUUUGUUCAGGAUUCCCUUGAUAGAUCCAGAUGCGAGCCGUCAGUUGCCACAGUAAUGCGAGUGUGUGCGUGUGUGCGUGUGUGCGUGUGUGUGAGAGAGAGAGAGGAGGGGGGGGGCAGAUCACGGAGCAAGGCUCAGAGCGGGGAGGAAAGAGCCAGGAGGGGACAGCGGGUGGGGGAACGGCAAAAGCAAGAGAGUGUGAGGGGAAGGGGGGAUGCACAGGGAGCAAGGCAUAAAGCGAGGGGGAAAGAGAGCCGGGAGGGAACAGCGGGUUUGGGGGAAGGGAGACAGAAAGAGGGAGAGGGGGGGAUACUUAGGGAGCAAGGCACAAAGCGACGGGGAAAGAGAGCCGGGAGGGGACAGCGGUUGGGGGAAGGGCAAGAGAGAGAGAGAGAGAGAGAGAGAGAGAGAGAGAGGAGUAAAGAUACUAACGUUCGAUCGGUUUGCCCGCCGCCGUUUCUCUUUCUCUGAAGGGCGUUUAUCUUUCGAUAGUCGCAGAAGGAAGUCGAUGUUGCCGGCAUGUUUAUUUGUGUAACUCUGCGUUUUCCUCGCCAUCCGUGUGACGCUGUUCGGUCUCUCUCCGUGUUCCUUUUUUGCUUAGUAUCCCAUCCCGAAGUCGGGGUCCUUUUAACUGUUGGGGUAAUCGAUUGCCUGAAGCCCCUGGUGACAGACAGAUGGGAAGCAAAUGGAUUCACUUGCGGCGUCUGUCUAGAAGGAUCCGACUGGAGACUUAUCUUUUACUGCGCGUGCUCCUGAUUGCAUAUUACCAGGAUAUUCGUUCCUCUUGCCCCUUGUCGCAUUUCCCUCGGCUGGCUCUUGUAGUUGAUCGGUGAGUAGUGCUCGUCCUCACUCUCGACCCUCCAGGACGAGUGACCGUCCAGGACGAGAAUACACUUAAAACGUCCUCGUGACGUGAUAGAUGCUGACAAAAACUCCAUCGUUAUGACGGGUCCACCCUGUUGAUCUUACUGGAGUAUACGCUAAUUGACGACGACUGAGUCUUGUCUUGGUGGUGAUUGGCGGCCGGCUGAUGGCAGUUUUGGUGCAGUUACUUGUCGGCAACCGGGUCCUAAUUGCAACGUUUGAUUACUUCGUAGGUUCGCAGUUGUUUGGAGUCCCGGUCGCCUGCAAAGCUGUUGGAUACUGCUCCUCCGGUGUUCAGCUUGUCUGCUCUAGGCUCUGUGAAAAUCCCAUUAAUUUUGUAGAUGCUUUGUCUGCAAGCGUGAGCUGUAGUGGCCGAGGUUUCUGGUUGAAAGGAGGCCUUCGAACACGAAGACGGAGGAAGGGCAUCUUCCUUGUGUCGGAUAUGGCGGCGUGAUAGUUUUCGCCGAUCAAAUUUUUCUUGACUAUGGGUAAAGGCUGGGCGGGAAGACAGUCUAUAAGGUGUGUUUUCAAGCUCUCUCACGUGAAGGGAUCUUUUGUAUACUGCAAGGGCACGAUCUAUAACGCGAAUCUUAAUUUAUUGAUUGCCUGAGAGAAAUCCUUUCAAACGAUUGUCCGAGAAGAAAUCUGCGGUUUUAUACGUACGUACGUAUGGUAAUAUCAUGUCUUGCGUAGAUGUUGGUGUGUUCGGUGCAGAUGGAUGGAUAAAGAAGAGGACUCAGGUGACGGAAGCGGGCCUGGUGACCUUUAUGAUGUAGUGGAAGGGCGCUAGCGCGAGAGAGGGAGUCGAUGCUCUUGUCACUCUUCCUCAGUCUAUCAAAGGUCACGAUAUGUUUCGCUAUUCUCAAGUAUCAAGCGGCGAAAAGUGCGCCCUAGUCAGUGCUGUGUUUGAUAAGGUGGCAGAGCUAUUGAGGGGGGGGGGGGAGAGAGAGAGAGAGAGAGAGAGAGAGAGAGACAGAGAGAGAUAGAGAGGAGCUGUACGAUCUAGGUUCUUGAGAGGAACAGACUCAUAAGCGCGAUGUUUUGAAAGGGUGGACCCGAGGGUUGUGGAGAGAGAGAGAGGAGCUGUACGAUCUAGGUUCUUGAGAGGAACAGACUCAUAAGCGCGAUGUUUUGAAAGGGUGGACCCGAGGGUUGUGGCUGAGCGCAGGUGUUGUUGGCUUUUCUCGCUCCCUCUAUUUCGCUCGUUUUCCCCGAGCUCCCUCUUUGAAUGUUUCCAGCCAGUGUAGUAUGAGUGACUGCAGUGUACAGUUCUCUGAACGACUACAGUGUACAAAUCUCUGGAUCGAGCACGAAGUUACUGAAGCUUUGUUUUGUCCGACAAAUGCUCGCCUGUUGUUUUUAACUGCUCUGCCUCACUCUCUCCCUCCUCUCCCUCGUCCCUCCCUCUUCUAUCUCCCUGGCUCUCUCGUCGCUCGCCUCCCUUUGUGUCUGUGCCUCUCCUGGCAUUUUACAUCCGUCGACGGCUUUUGCUUUUUUGUGUUUGUGUUCGUUUUGUCCUCGUACGUACGUCGUAGGCCAGGAGGAGAAUGUUCUGUUCUUUGUCAUGAACGGAUUUGGCCGCUGUGGAGGGAGGCGAUUCCCGUGCAUUGUAAUGAUGUCGGUUCUCGUCGGCUUGUGUGCACGCUAUUGUGAGCGAGCGGUCAUUAGGGUCGACAUUCCAGGGGAUGGCGAGGUGACGUGGAAGGUGGAUGGUCGUGAAGAAGAAACUAAGUUUGCUCCGUCUGAUUGCAUGUGCUAGUUUGAGUAAUUCAUCGUUCAGUUCUGCGAUGACUCGUUGUGCCACGAAUAGUAUAUCUGCUCACUCUUUCAACGCCCUCGGUGCUAGAUUAUCUAACGGAUUCCUUCUUUUGGAAUGCUUUUCAUUCUCUUGCCGGGUCACAAUAAAACAUCAAUAACUGA
This is a messenger RNA of Chara braunii, 3229 nucleotides long. NCBI's taxonomy places the organism in Eukaryota, Viridiplantae, Streptophyta, Charophyceae, Charales, Characeae. The record is from the annotation of a GenBank genome assembly.